Molecule: messenger RNA, 2648 nt
Organism: Scheffersomyces amazonensis
Lineage: Eukaryota; Fungi; Ascomycota; Pichiomycetes; Serinales; Debaryomycetaceae
Gene: CDC53
Product: cullin
Exons: 1
Coding region: 219-2555 (778 amino acids)
Biological process (GO): SCF-dependent proteasomal ubiquitin-dependent protein catabolic process; protein ubiquitination
Cellular component (GO): SCF ubiquitin ligase complex
Molecular function (GO): ubiquitin protein ligase binding; protein-macromolecule adaptor activity
Source: RefSeq, a predicted model, not a curated record
ACUCACACAGAUAAAAACUCGCAACACUAACCAACCAAACUUUUGGUGGAGAACAAUCUAUUAGUCGGCUAGAAUUCAUACAAAGUUUUGAUUCUUGUAUAUAUUAUUAGGAUUAUAAGUAAAUAGUAUAUACUGGAAUUAGAAUAUCAAUUGGUGAUAUAACUAUAGUAAGUAUUAAACUUAUUAUUAUUAUUAGUAUAAACUAGAUUCAAUUAAUAAUGGCUGCAUUGCCUCCAAGCGCAGACUUUAAAAAGACAUGGAACUUUGUUCAACCUGGAUUAGAUUUUAUUUUAGGUACAAAUGAUGAACAAGAAGGAGUUACUGCAGUGAUGUAUAUGAGUUGUUAUACAGCCAUUUAUAAUUAUUGUAUUAAUAAAUCACGUUCUGUAAGUUUAAUUCCAAGUAUAAUAGGUGGUAAUAGAUCAUCAGAUUCAAAUAAUUCAUAUGUUUUACCAGGAGCAGAAUUAUAUAAUAAAUUAGAUAAAUAUUUAACUAAAGUUCUUAAAGAUGUUUUAUCAGAAAAGCAUGAUAAUCUUUUAGAAUUUUAUGUUAAAAAGUGGACAAGAUAUACAAUUGGAGCUCGGUAUUUAAGUAAUGUAUUUGAAUAUAUGAAUAGGCAUUGGGUUCAAAAGGAAAGACAAGAUGGUAGAAGAGAUGUAUAUGAUGUUAAUACAUUAUGUUUAAUGAAAUGGAGAGAAGAAGUAUUUAAACCUAAUGAAAAACAAUUAAUAGGUCAAGUAUUAGAAUUAAUUAAAAAACAAAGAGAUAAUGAAAUUGUUGAUACUUAUUUAAUUUCAACCGCAGUUAAAUCUUUAGUAUUUUUAGGAAUUGAUGUUCAAGAUUUAAAAAAGCCAAAUUUAGUUGUAUACAUUAAUUCAUUUGAAAAGAAAUUUUUAACAGAAACUACUGAAUAUUAUCAAAAGGAAAGUAGUGAUUUCUUAGCUAAAAAUAAUGUAGUUGAUUAUAUGCAAAAGUGUGAAACUAGAUUAAAUGAAGAAGUUUUAAGAUCAAAUAAUUUUUUAGAAGAACAUACAAAGAAGCAUUUAUUAGAAACUUUAAAUAAAUCAUUAAUUGAAGAUCAUGCUCAAGAAAUGCAUGAUUAUUUUAUUAGUCUUAUAAAACAAAAUGAACUUGAUCAUAUUCUUCGAAUGUAUAAAUUAUUAUCAAGAGUUCCAAAAUGUUUAGAUCCUUUAGCUCUAAGUUUAGAGAAUUAUAUUAUACAACAAGCUGAUGAGAAAUUUAAAGAACUUAAAAGUGAAAGUGAAAAAUUAGUUGAAGAUCAAUCAAAAGUUAAAUCUAAACCAAAGAGAGGUGUAACUAAUGUUGAUACUAAAACUUAUAUUCAUACUUUAAUUGCUCAUCAUGAUAAAUAUCAAGGAGUUGUUUUUAAAGCAUUUGCUAAUGAUCCAAAAUUUAUUAAAGCAUUAGAUAAUGCAAGUCGUCAUUUUGUUAAUAAGAAUAUUAUUGCUUCACCAACUGAAAGAUCAAAAUGUAGAACUCCUGAACUUUUAGCUAAAUAUGCUGAUACAUUUUUAAAGAAAGGUGGUAAAGAUGUUGAUACAAUGGAUAUGACUGCUGAUAAUUUAAUGAUUGUAUUUAAAUUUUUAAAUGAUAAAGAUCAAUUUGAAAAUUAUUAUCGUCGUCAAUUAGCAAAAAGAUUAAUUACUGAUACUUCUAAAUCAGAAGAAUUAGAAGAAUCAUUACUUCAAAGAUUACAAGUUGAAAAUUCAAGUGAAUAUACCUCUAAAAUGACUAGAAUGUUUGCUGAUAUGAAAACUUCAGCAGAUUUAAAACUGAAUAUUAGAGAUUUUGGUCCAGUUAAAGAUUUUAAUCCAUUAAUUUUAGCUCAAAAUAUGUGGCCAUUUGAUUAUAAAGAAGAAUAUAAUUUAAAAGUUGCUCCUCAACUUGAAGAACAAUUUAAUAAAGUAUUAGAAUAUCAUGAUAAUAAAUAUAAUGGAAGACAACUUAAAUGGCUUUGGCAUCAUGGUAGAGCAGAAUUAAAGGCAAAUUUAUCUAAAAAAUCUCAAAAAUUUACAUUUAUUGUUAGUAAUCCUCAACUUAUGAUUUUAAUGGCAUUUAAUGAAAAGAGUAGUUAUACAUUUGAAGAAUUACAUGAAAUUGUUGGAGGAUCUAAAAAUGUAUUUGAAAUGCAUUUACAACCAUUUGUUACUUAUAAAUUAUUAAUUCAAACUCCAGAAGGUGAAUCAGCAAUGGGUAAAGAAGAUACAAGUUUUAAAAUUGUUGAAGAUUAUAAAUCUAAAAAAUUACGAGUUAAUUUUGUUGGUGCUAUUAAAUCUAUAGAAACUAAGGAAGAAGAAGAUGAAAUUAAUAAAGAAGUUGAUGAAACUCGUAAGAAUUUCCUUUCUGCUUGUAUUGUUAGAAUUAUGAAAUCUAGAAAGACCAUUAAACAUAAUGAUUUAGUUAAUGAAGUUCUUCCUCAAACAGUUAGUAGAUUUCAAGCAAGAGUAAUUGAUGUUAAGAAAGCUAUUGAUUAUUUAAUUGAUAAAGAUUAUAUGAAACGUCUAGAAAAUAAUACUUAUCAAUAUAUUUCUUAGAAUAAUAAUAUGAUUACAUAAUAAUAUAAUUAUAUAAUUAUAUAUAUAUAUAUAUAACUUAGUGUAGUAGUGUAUAGCUUUUAAUAGAAGCGG